Molecule: messenger RNA, 2310 nt
Organism: Dictyostelium discoideum AX4
Lineage: Eukaryota; Evosea; Eumycetozoa; Dictyosteliales; Dictyosteliaceae
Exons: 6
Coding region: 1-2310 (769 amino acids)
Biological process (GO): DNA recombination; DNA transposition; DNA integration
Molecular function (GO): hydrolase activity; endonuclease activity; nuclease activity
Source: RefSeq, a predicted model, not a curated record
AUGGUACGGCAACUAUUAAAGAAGUGUUUUAUAUUGAUAAAGAUAAAAAGAAAAAAUUGGUACCCAAAAGACUUAGUGAAGAUUAUAGAGAAGGUUAGGCUUAACAAAGAUGAAGAUGGUGUCUCUCAUAUGAUUAAUCAAAACCAGUGUCAACAGCACAUCAGUAAUCAUUAUAAAGCAGAUAAUCAUUCUGCUAUUAUAAAGGCUUAUUACAAUACUGAGCCUACUUCUAGAAUAGAGGCCACCAAACUCUCAAGUAAAAAUAAAUUGCAAAGGGAUAUCGAAAUAACCAAAAGAAAAUCAACAGAUGACCUAGUUGGAAAAGCAAUCGAGCACUCUACCACCGAAGUUAGAUCAACACAUGAAGCUGCAACAACUUCCAAUAAUGGUGGAAUCACAACUCAAUCAAACAAAAACAAAACGGGUAAAAAAAGAGCUAAUCAAUUACAAUCUGAUGCUGAUUUUUUCACCAAAAGAUUUUCAAACGAAACUUCAUGUUAUAAUAAUUUUGAAAAUACUAAACAUAAAAAUUAUAAAUUUUUACAUGAUGAAAACAGAAAAGAAAAAUUAUUUAGAAUUGAAAAAAAAGUCAUGAAUUGUGGCGGAGAUAGAAAUAUAUCAAAAGAAGUGUGUUUAGAAGUAAUUAAUGAUUAUAGAAUGGUAUCACUCUGGGAAGAAAUGCAUAAAGGUCAUAUAGGAAGAGAUGCAACCUAUGGGAACUACAAGACUAAAUAUUAUAAUAUGGGAUUGUAUUCUUUUGUAUCUGAUGCAGUAGAUACGUGUGACAUUUGCCAACGAAAUAGAAUAAAAGUAUGGCACUGCGAUAAUGGACGUGAAUUUAAAAACAAAGUCCAAAAAGAAUUCCUAAAACUUUUUCCAGGCUCCAAGUCAGCACAUGGAGCUCCUCGUACACCAACAACUCAAGGUAUGGUAGAAAGAUUGAAUCGAACUAUCAAGGAGAGGAUCUCAAAAUUAAAACAACAAGAUUUUCUUGAUGGUACUUCUAGGUCUCUUUCUGAACUAUUAAAACAAGCUUUGUAUGAUUACAAUAAUACAAAAACAAGAACAAUUAAAAUGACACCAUCUCAAGCUGUUGGUAUUGUACCUUUGUUUAUUAAUGUGCAAUCAGAACAAGACUCUCAAUCAAUUGGUGUUUCAGAUGUUUCAAAAGAAGAAAUAACAGCUAUUAUUCUUGAAAAUCUCACAAGUUACCAAAAUCAAUGGAAUUCAAAACCACCAAAGGGAUUGAAAGUUGGUGAUACUGUACUCUUUCUAGAAAUUAAAAAAAAUAAUAAAAUAUUGAUUUUGUGUAAAAUUCAUAAGGUAAUACAGGAAGACACUAAACAACUUUAUAAACUUGAAUUUUUGGAAGAUGGAAUCAAUAGCCUUCAAAAAAAAGGUUUAUACUCUGGUUUUGUAGGAGGUAACAAGUUGGUUCUUUAUAAACAAUCAACAGUUGAUAUUUUUAGAACAUCGCCAAACAUACAAAAAGAUAUUGAUUCUUUUACUUCUGGUCUUUAUUUAAAUAAUGAUGGGAAAGUUAUUGAAUUUCUGGUUCAGUUUAUUAAAAAUCUUGGUAAGGAUUUAUCCAAUUUCAACUUGCAUCAAUUGGUAACACAAAAUGAUCCAUUUAGGGUUUUGGAAGAUGCUCUUAACAAUCCAUCAAAUAUUCCACCUAUCAUUAACGAUAAUCCAUUUCAACACAAACUCAAUAAUGAAAUGGAACAAGAAGAAAUACUCCCAUUUUUAAAUAAUAAUCCAACAGCGCCAAAUUUAAUGAAUUGUUUGAGAAAGGAUAUGAAUUUAAAAGAAAUAGUACCACCAAUACCUCAAGUGCAAAUAAUACCAUCAUAUACUAUACCACAAUCUGGUAGUGGUAUAGUAACAACUGUUAAACGUCUCAGAGGCCGUCCUCAUAAGAUACCAAUUGUUAAUAAACCUCCUUUAAAAUCACAUUCUAAACCAUCCAAAUCACCUCUCAAAUCAACAUCCAAAUCACCUCUCAAAUCAACAUCCAUUUCACCUUCCAAUUCACCAUUUAAAUCACCAUUUAAAUCACCUUCCAAAUCACCAUUUAAAUUACCUUCCAAAUCACCAUCCAUUUCACCUUCCAAUUCACCAUUUAAAUCACCUUCCAAUUCACCAUUUAAAUCACCAUUUAAAUCACCUUCCAAAUCACCAUCAAUAGGAAAAAUCGUUAAUGUGAUACCUUCAAAAAAAGUUGCAAAAACAAAGUCAACAAGGACACAAAAAUUAGAACUUGAUUUGGUUGCAAUUAAUAGAAGGGGGUAUGGGGAAAUUAGAAAAUAA